CACCGAAGACGUCCUGUUUUCGGCACAACACCGGAUGUUGCGACACAGGAAAAGACCGACAGACGUCAUCUUGCUUUCGUCGUAAACAUGGCGUCUGUGACAACAGCCACUUCAGAGUGGAUUCAGUUUUUUAAGGAUGCCGGUAUCCCUGCUGGACUUGCUGUUAAUUAUGCAGUUUCCUUUGUGGACAAUAGAAUUCAGAAGAACAUGCUUAUGGACCUUAGCAAGGACAUCAUGAUAGACCUGGGGAUAACAGUAAUUGGUGACGUCAUUGCCAUUCUUAAACAUGCCAAGCAGGUGUACAGGCAGGAUAUGUGCAAAAUGGCAACAGAGGCCAUCUCCGCAGGACAGACAAGUGUUCAGGCUGAACUCAGAAGAACUGCCAACACACCUGCUGCUCGUAUGAUCGCCAACGCUUUGAGCCACGACUCUCCUCCAGCCACUCCAACCCGCAGAUCUGACAGCCGGCUCUCCGUCACCGUGUCCAACUCUCAGGCUAACAAGAAUAAAGCAGUUUUGAGCCAACCGGCCGAUGAAGGCAGCAGUUUGCCAGCAGCGAAGCGCCGUCGUGUCACAGCCGAGAUGGAAGGCAAGUACAUCGUCAACAUGCCUAAAGGCACCACGCCUCGUACACGCCGAAUCCUGGCCCAGCAGGCCAAGAAAGGUUUGAAGCGUACCUCAGUGUUUGAACGACUCGGAGCCGAAUCGAUGGCAGACACGACGACCAAUAAUAACAAACCCACUGGUGUGUUCAGUCGCCUUGAUGGAGGGGAUGAAAACGGCGUGCUGAAGUCCGGAAGUACAGCAGCAUACAUGGAUGAAGAUGAUGAGGACAGCAAUGAAGAAGGCUCUGUACUUCAGUACGCUGGAGUCCUGAAGACCAUUCCAUCCAAGAAAAAAGCAUCUAAAAGAGCAGCGCCCACCGCCCUGCGACGACUAGGAGGAAAAUUCAAACAACCUCCCUCUGACAUCCCCACCUCUUCCUCUGCCUCCUCCCUGAAGAGCCACCCCGCUGCCAAAAUCAGUGUUCUCCAGAGACUGGGCAAGCCCCUUUCUACUAACGAAUCUGUGUCUGCAACACCUGCAGACACUCAGGACAACAGAGUGACGAGCACCAGGUCCAGAGCACCAGGCAAAUCCUCGAUAGCGAGCUGCAAAGUCAGCAGCAGCACUGGGGCUGGGGGGGCAGCAGCAGGAGUUGGGGAGCCAGGAGGCGCCAAGAUGGACGUCAAGGCUGUCAGUGUUUUUAAGAGACUUGGCAGCAAGAAACCUUAACACACACACACUCUGGAAAUGAUUCACUCCUUGUGUUCAUCCUUUUUCCUGUUGGUGUCAUCACUGCUUUUGGUUUCAUGCAGGACUGCAGGUAAAACUAGUAACUAGAGAUUAGCUUUGUUAUUGUUUUAUGCCGGGGUAGAUGCGAUAGGUCCCUCCAUCUUUUUAUUAAACAGUUUAAGCCUUGCUGCCAUAACUUUAGUUUAGUGUCUUUAAAUGAUCUGCAUUUGUUGCUCAAGCUGUCGUCUUUUAAAGACAUUUUUAUUUAUCAUGUUUUACAGGUUUGUUAUGAGCUUAAGGAAAGAGCAUGAUGUCAGCCAAAUGGUCACGAUGGUGCUUACAAAUAUUUCCAUUAACACCACAGGUGCUGCUGUUGUGUGCACUUCCUGUUGUUGAUUCUUCUUGAUGGACAGUUUUGUGACCUUUGCUUGAAUUUUAAAUAUUUCUUUAAAAAAAAUGUGCAAAUCAAAAGCAAAACAUAGGAGUUGGGCAGAGUCCAAGAAAUGAAAUGGUUGUAGAUCGUUAUUUUCGACCUAAACGUCCCUCCUGGGUGAUGUCCGUAAAAUAGGAAGUGGUGUCUUGUGAGCAAAAGAAAUGCAGAUGAACCUCUAGAAUAAAAACCCAACCCUC
Molecule: messenger RNA, 1905 nt
Organism: Nothobranchius furzeri (turquoise killifish)
Lineage: Eukaryota; Metazoa; Chordata; Actinopteri; Cyprinodontiformes; Nothobranchiidae
Gene: c13h19orf47
Product: chromosome 13 C19orf47 homolog
Cellular component (GO): nucleus
Source: RefSeq, a predicted model, not a curated record